GACAAUUGUCAGCGAAUAAGGUGUAAAAGCAAAAGCGAAACGUAAACAAUUACCCAAAAAGGCGGCUGAUUGCUCAGCGAUUUUACAAAAGACGAAUUGAACGUAAAUAUUUCAUAAAAAUGGCAAAAUCAAAUAAAAUGUUUGCCGAUAAAGCCUUUGAGCUAAUUAAGGAGUUGGAACGUUCGUCACAGACCAUCCCACCUUUCGACGACGACGGUGUUCGGCAAGUCUUAGAAGAAAUCAAAGCAAUUUUCGAGGAAAACUGUGCACAAGCCGCCAACUACUCAACCUCCGGCGAUCGCACGCUGUGGCCACUGCUCAACUUUCGACAUGCUGCACUACAAAGAAACAAGCGUUGCCUACUAACAUAUUUGUACCAACGUUUGCUCCGUAUAAAAGCCCUUCGUUGGGAAUUUGGUCCAAUUAUCCCAGCAGACAUUAAAGCUUCGCUAUGCGAACCGGAAGUUAACUUCUUUAACACAUACUCAAAGUCGCUGGCUUCCUACAUGCGGUCCAUUGGGGAUGGACAGGGCAUAGAUUUGACAGGUGACCUGCGGCCACCUAAAUCACUCUAUAUAGAAGUGCGCUGUGUUGAAGAUUACGGUAAGUUUGAGUUGGAAGAUGGCGAAGUGAUUUAUUUGAAGAAGAAUAGUCAGCACUAUUUGCCGCGAGCCCAAGUGGAAACAUUAGUGCGUCAAGGAAUCUUACAACAUAUUGCAUGAAAUAUAUUAAAA
This is a messenger RNA of Rhagoletis pomonella (apple maggot), 734 nucleotides long. RefSeq names its product DNA replication complex GINS protein PSF1-like. Gene Ontology annotation, biological process: DNA replication; DNA strand elongation involved in mitotic DNA replication. The transcript is spliced from 3 exons. Gene Ontology annotation, cellular component: GINS complex. NCBI's taxonomy places the organism in Eukaryota, Metazoa, Arthropoda, Insecta, Diptera, Tephritidae. The record is from RefSeq and is a predicted model, not a curated record. The coding region runs from base 120 to 722 and encodes 200 amino acids.